UGAAUGGUUUCCCUUUUAUAAUUACUCUCUUUACUACUUUUUGAAGCAAAUAAAGAUUGCUUUUUGAUAUCCCGGCUUUCGCAAUGGCUAACGGACCCCCCAUGUCGUCUCACUCUCACGCCCCAUCCUCAGCUUCCCCCACAAAGUUGUGCUCCAAGACAUACAAGAAAGCCUCCCAACUUUACCUCACACGGCGCUUACCAGAAGCCCUCGCAAAUCUUCAACCGAUUAUUACGCCUUCAGCACCAGAGGACCAGCACACAAAUGGCGACAGCUCAACACCGGUUGCGCCGAUCGCCACAGCCGCCGGCACGUGGAGGAUCAAGGUGUGGAACCUCUACAUCACCCUCCUCAGCGCAAUAGUCGAUCUCGGCGCAGAGGAGGGAAAGAAGCAAUUUGGCCUGAAGGAGUGGAAAUCAAUUGCCUCGCAAGUUAGAGAAGGUGCAAUUUGGGAAACUGUGGUCGAGGUCGGGUACCAAGGCCACGAGGGUUCGGUGGAUGCCGAAGUGGUCUACAACCUUGCUACCCUCCUUCUAACGCACUCCUCUUCGCAAUCCUUGAACCAACAGCGCCUUGAGACUUACCUCUCCUCCUAUGGACAACCCAACCUCGACCUUACGGAUCGUCUCCAGGAUGCAUCUGAUGUUUACGAGCAACGCCCUCUGCGUACGACAAGCGGAGCCGAUACCCCGAAAGAUCUAACCGCUAGAGUAAAGAUCAUCGAGCUCUUUACUUUGCACGUCCUCCCCCGCAAUGAUGAGUGGGAAUACUCGACCGAAUUCGUCAAUUUGAGCGAAGUCCUCGACGAAGAACGCAAAGAUCUCUUCCUACAGACUCUCGAGGGCCUGAAGGAAGAGAAGGAGCGGGGUGAAAUGCGCGCAGUCGAAUUACAGCGAGCCAAAGAUGCAGAGCUUGAACAGCAACGGGAGGAUGAACGUCGCGAAGCCGAAGAAGCAGCGGCAGCCGCUGCGCGACUACAGUCCAAUGGGCAUAAGCGCAGUACCAGCGAAGUCGACUACGGGAUUGAGAAAAACCGCUCACAAGCUUCUCCCAAAGGCAAAGGAGCUAGGCCAUCGACAGACAAGUCACCAAAUGGCAAGUCACGAACUUCUCUUUCAUCGUCUGGCUCCAAAAAUGUCAAGAAGCAGGACAAGGUCGAACCACGUGGUCGCUCAAGUCAGGCCGUGGCCACUGGACUGCGCAACAUCUUCCGUCACAUUAUCCGGACUGUGUCUGGGAAUCCCAUGUCAAUAGUGCGCACCCUACUUUUCGUGAUCGGUAUUUUGAUGGCGAUGAGCCGGCAGGGUGUGCGUGAUCGCAUCCGACGGGUGACAGACGGCGCUUGGCAGAAGGUCAAAGCUACGGCCGGAAUGGGAGUCAAAGUGAGCUAUAUUUGAGAUAUAGGCCACUUCGGUCUCUGCGCACAUUGCAUGGUUAUCAUGUACAUUUUUUC
This is a messenger RNA of Penicillium samsonianum, 1453 nucleotides long. RefSeq names its product peroxin-26 Pex26-Penicillium chrysogenum. Lineage: Eukaryota; Fungi; Ascomycota; Eurotiomycetes; Eurotiales; Aspergillaceae. The record is from RefSeq and is a predicted model, not a curated record. The coding region runs from base 84 to 1397 and encodes 437 amino acids. The transcript has 2 exons.